Molecule: messenger RNA, 901 nt
Organism: Siniperca chuatsi (mandarin fish)
Lineage: Eukaryota; Metazoa; Chordata; Actinopteri; Centrarchiformes; Sinipercidae
Gene: mcts1
Product: MCTS1 re-initiation and release factor
Exons: 6
Coding region: 175-720 (181 amino acids)
Biological process (GO): formation of translation preinitiation complex
Molecular function (GO): RNA binding
Source: RefSeq, a predicted model, not a curated record
CAACCCAUAUACCAUUGGCCCUCCUCUGCGAAACAGGCGUGGAGUUGCAAUAGAAAAUCUUGAUAGAUGACUUGUAUUUUGUUAUUUACUUGUGUUUACCAAAUCCGACCUGGCACAGUAAGUGCUGACAAGCUUUGUCACAACUGAGGAACGCGGUAACAGCGAUCAACGAGAAUGUUUAAAAAAUUUGAUGAGAAGGAAAAUGUGUCGAACUGUAUCCAGCUGAAAACAUCAGUGAUCAAAGGCAUCAAAAAUCAGCUGUUGGAACAGUUUCCUGACAUCGAGUCAUGGCUGAAUCACAUAAUGCCAAAAAAGGACCCUGUCAAAAUAGUGAGAUGCCAUGAACACAUUGAAAUCCUGACAGUGAACGGAGAGCUGCUCUUCUUCAGACAGAGAGAAGGACCGUUCUACCCAACCCUCAGACUGUUGCAUAAAUAUCCGUUCAUUCUUCCACAUCAGCAAGUGGACAAAGGAGCCAUUAAAUUUGUCCUAAGUGGAGCCAACAUCAUGUGCCCCGGGCUGACGUCACCAGGUGCUAAACUGUACCCAGCUGGAGCUGACACAGUAGUUGCCAUCAUGGCAGAGGGAAAACAACAUGCACUUUGUGUUGGCGUUAUGAAGAUGUCUGCAGAAAGCAUAGAAAAAGUCAACAAGGGAAUUGGAAUUGAGAACGUUCACUAUCUGAAUGAUGGACUGUGGCACAUGAAGACGUAUAAAUGAUGACAUCAACACCUGCAAUGCCCGUCCCCGCCCUACCGCUAACCCCACCCCCCGGAAAGUGCGGAGCACUUGACAGCGAGGCAUGAGCUGCCAACCGGACUUAACACGUGUAACCUGCUGGAGGCUUUGAAUCAAUCUCCAUUAUGCACAAAUUAAAAAAAUAUCUUGCUUUAAACCUUAA